CUCUGCGUAUCACACACACCUCCUGUGAGUCAGCUCCAAAUAAUCUCGGCGCGUGGUCCUCCUAGGAGAGUCUCCUUCCGCUUCAUCAAUUCAUUCUUGUUUACUGUUACAGACACCUAACGACCACUACCAGAAGCGUCAAAAUGGAGGAGGAGCCAGGUCACAGGUGCCUGUAACUCCAGUUCCAGAAGACGGAUCUGACACCCUCUUCUUGCCUCUGCCUGGGCUCCAAGCACGCUCGUGCUACAUGUAGUGCAAAAAGAGCUGAGAGAGAAGUGCCCUGAAGAAGUGACCACAGGACUGAGAAUGAAAAACACUCAUCUUGGACUAUACAGCCUACAUCGUAACACAAGCUCUGCCUCCGUCCGCUGCUGAGAUGAGUAGCCACCUGUGUAUUUGGCGUUUUCGGAGUCCAUUUCUUAGAGCUUGCCCCGGGAGACGCAUCUUCUUUCAGCAAUUUGGACAGAGAAGUCUUGAUACACGGCUGUGGAAUUUUAGACAAAACAAGCCUCACGUGCUCCACCUGUUGUUAAAUAAGGAUUGGUCCAGGAGCUGCUGUCAUCAAGAUACAAGGAUGCUUUGGAAACAUAAAGCCCUACAGAAGUAUAUGGAAGACCUGAAUAAAGAGUACCAAACCCUGGACCAAUGUUUGCAUGAUAUCUCUGACAAUGAAGGAGACCCGAGGGCCUUACGCAGAAGGCAUGCUGAGUUGGCACCACUUGCAGCUGUCUAUCAAGAAAUUCAGGAGGCCGAACGAGCCAUUGAAGAAUUAGAGUCAAUGUGUAAAAGUUUAAAUAAUCACGAAGAAAAGCAGUUGCAAGAACUUGUAUCAGAAGAAAGACAAAUCAUUGAUCAAAAGAUCAGCUUACUGUAUCGUGAGCUUUUGGAGCAUCUAGUGCCAAAGGAGAAGUAUGACAGAAGUGAUGUUAUUUUAGAGGUGACAUCUGGAAGAACCACUGGAGGUGAUAUUUGCCAACAGUUUACCCGAGAGAUAUUUGACAUGUACCAGAAUUAUUCAUACUAUAAACACUGGAAAUUUGAGCUGCUGAAUUACACACCAGCAGAUUAUGGUGGACUGCAUCAUGCAGCUGCCCGCAUUUCUGGUGACAGUGUCUAUAAGCAUCUGAAGUACGAAGGUGGGAUCCAUCGAGUUCAGCGGAUCCCAGAGGUGGGCCUUUCAUCGAGGAUGCAGCGAAUUCACACAGGGACAAUGUCAGUCAUUGUCCUCCCACAGCCAGAUGAGGUAGAUGUGAAAGUGGAUCCCAGGGAUUUGCGAAUAGACACAUUUAGAGCCAAAGGAGCAGGUGGGCAGCAUGUUAAUACAACAGACAGUGCUGUGAGGCUUGUCCACAUCCCCACAGGACUGGUAGUAGAGUGCCAACAAGAACGAUCACAACUCAAAAAUAAAGAAAUAGCUUUGCGUGUGUUGAGAGCUAAACUCUACCAACAGAUAACUGAGAAAGACAAGUCUCAGCAACAGAAUGCUAGAAAACUGCAGGUGGGAACAAGAGCCCAGUCAGAGAGGAUUCGGACAUAUAAUUUCACCCAGGAUAGAGUCACUGACCACAGGAUAGCAUAUGACGUUCGUGACAUUAAGGAGAUUUUACGUGGUGAGAAGUGCCUGGAUCAGCUAAUUCAGAGACUGCUGCAAUCAGCAGAUGAAGAGGCCAUUGCUGAAUUAUUGGAUGAAAGCCUUAAAUCAGUGAAAUAAAUGCAGAUUAUUAUUUAUUAUUACAUAAAUGAAAUCGGCUUUAAUCAAGAAACAAACAGGUGUGGAAAUCUUAGUGAACAGUCAAAGUAUAGAUAAACCUACAGACUUUUUAUAGAAAUCAUUUCAAUGAAUGGAAGUCACAUUUCUUGACAUAGAGGUUUAUUUUAGGUUUCAGUAAAUAAUCUAAUUCUCAAAGUAAGAAAUAAGCUUAUAACAUCAAAAAGAGAAAUAAAAUAUUGAGAAUUGAUUGUGUAA
This is a messenger RNA of Meriones unguiculatus (Mongolian gerbil), 1966 nucleotides long. RefSeq names its product mitochondrial translation release factor 1 (gene Mtrf1). The coding region runs from base 377 to 1711 and encodes 444 amino acids. Gene Ontology annotation, biological process: translational termination. The record is from RefSeq and is a predicted model, not a curated record. Lineage: Eukaryota; Metazoa; Chordata; Mammalia; Rodentia; Muridae. Gene Ontology annotation, molecular function: translation release factor activity. The transcript is spliced from 11 exons.